Cicer arietinum (chickpea) is the source of this 1024-nucleotide messenger RNA. The record is from RefSeq and is a predicted model, not a curated record. Lineage: Eukaryota; Viridiplantae; Streptophyta; Magnoliopsida; Fabales; Fabaceae.
AAACCUUUCCCCCUUUCACAUUCUUAGUCACCUUAACCAUUUUUCUCCUUCUUCUUUCCAUUCUUUCAAUAUAAAAAAAAAAAAAAAUUCCAAACCCAACGCCUUCAAAAAUAAUAUUAAGAGAGAAAAACCUUCAAUAUAUAAAAAAAUAAAUCCAAACCCAAGACAACACAACCACACUUCAAUGACUAAUCUAAAUCAUGACUAAAUGACUUUAAAUAAAGCUCAGUCGUCUUCAACUUAUGCGUUCUGUUCCACCCCUUCGUUGAGCACUCAACCGAGGUCUCAAGCUGCGUUGUUAGUCAUGGGUGAUAGAAUUCAUGUUGUUGUUCCAAAAGAUUAUGUAAUUGGGUUCAAAGAUACGUUGAAAGAACACACAAUAUAUAUUAUGCACAGUUGUUCUAUUGUUGAUAAUGAUGAGCAAUUUAAGGUUUGUGAUCACCCUUAUAAGUUGAUGUUUAAUAGUGGGACUAUUCUGGCAGAGGAGAAGUUAGAUCAAAUUCCGUCACAUGUUUAUAACUUUAAGUCUUUUGGUGAUAUCCUUAGUGGGAAAUGUCAAAGUAAUUUGUUAGUAGCUAAAGUUUUUAAUAUCAAUUUCUUUGUUAAGUUUUAGAACUUUCAUUUCUAUGUGUGCAACAUAAUAAUUAAUUGUUCUAUCCAUAGAUGUGAUUGGUGUUGUGCAUGAAGUCGCUUUCACACAGAGAGGGUGUUGGAAAGAAAAUUCAAGCUUCAUUUAAUAUGAAAUUUUUUGGGUAAAACAUAGUUUAACAUUUAUAAAUAGUUAUACAUGUUAACGAAAUUCAACCUUUAAGAAAUAAAAUACAAUGUAACUAAUCAUUUUCAAUUGUUUAUAGUGUCAGUAUUAUUAACUCUACUUUUUGGAAAGACUAUGGGAGGAAAUUUAUGUCUUACAGUGUCAAAACAUCUGAAAAUGCAGCAAUUAUUAUUAUUUUAACACAUGCACGGGUCAAACAUGCACAUGGUAAUUUUUUAACAUUCAUGUAGAAAAGUUAUUAUUAUUCAA